Molecule: messenger RNA, 1395 nt
Organism: Arabidopsis arenosa
Lineage: Eukaryota; Viridiplantae; Streptophyta; Magnoliopsida; Brassicales; Brassicaceae
Source: the annotation of a GenBank genome assembly
UCUCCUCGCGUUAUCUCCUUUGUCGAUUUAGCCCUAACCUAUACGGCUGCUACAUCCAGAUUUCCUCAUCCUUAUUAGGGACGAACCAAAACCCUAAUCCUAUCUUCUUCCUCCUCCUAUAAAUCAAUAACAGUUUCUUCUCUCUUGUCUCUGAUUUUGAUUCAUGAUUUCUCAUCUCGAACCCUAAUUUAUACAUCCAUCGGGUGUUACUGUUCUUUAUCUGGGCAAUCAGUGGUGUUUUUGUUCCUUUUGUUUAUCUGUCGAGACUUCUAGGUGAAAUCGAAGCUUGUUUGGUUUAUCUCGAUCUUGGUUUUAGCUGAAUCGUGUGUUAAGAUGGCUGGAGGUGGAAACAGGAGAGAUGAAGGAUCGAUCACGAUCCAGAGUACCAAUUUGUUUGCAGCUUUGGACACUCGUAAGAAGAAGAAGAAGUCAGGGAAGAGCAAAGGGUCUUCUAAGUCACGAGAGCCAGAGAAGGAGCCUGAGCCUCAGGUCUUUUGGGCACCUACUCCGUUGAAAGUUAAGUCUUGGGCUGAUAUUGAUGAUGACGAUGAUGAUGAUGACUAUUAUGCAACCACUGCUCCUCCUCAGUCUGGUUGGAGCACUUCUGUGCCUUCCCAUUCGGAUUCGAAAGACGUUCAUGUUGAGGAAAGUGAAAGUGAGGAAGAUAUUCUUGAUGAAGGUGAUGAUGAUGUGGAGGAAGAGCAGGAACAGGAAACAGAGGUGCAGGUUCAUCCAGAGCCUGAGCCUGAGGUGAAGAAGGCUCCUGAAGUUCCUGCACCUCCUAAAGAGGCAGAGAGGCAACUUUCCAAGAAAGAGAGGAAGAAGAAGGAACUUGCUGAGCUUGAGGCUUUGUUGGCUGAUUUUGGAGUUGCCCCCAAGGAGAAUAAUGGCCAAGAAGAGUCUCAAGAGGCUAAACAAGAGAAGAAAGAAGAUGUCAAUGGAGAGGGAGAGAAGAAAGAGAAUGCAGCAGGUGGGGAGUCAAAGGCAUCUAAAAAGAAGAAAAAGAAGGAUAAGCAGAAAGAGGUAAAAGAAUCUCAAGAGCAGCAAGCAAACAACAAUGCCGAUGCUGUAGAUGAAGCUGCUGGGUCUGAACCAACUGAGGAAGAAACUCCAAUUGAUGUCAAAGAAAGGCUGAAAAAGCUUGCAUCCAUGAAGAAGAAGAAGUCAGGCAAAGAGGUGGAUGCUGCAGCUAAAGCUGCUGCGGAGGAAGCAGCUGCAAGACGUAAGAAGCUGGCCGCUGCAAAGAAGAAGGAGAAGAACCACUAUAACCAACAGCCUGUGCGGUAAAUCCUGAACCACCACCAUUUUGAUCUUGAUGGAAAUGCAAAUAUGAACAUGUAUUUCGCCGUAUAUUGUUCAUAUGAGUCUCUGUCCUAAUAAAUCUUUUGAAGGGUC